AGGGAGGAGGAGGAGGGUCCAGAGAAGCAUGUGGAUUGAAGAGACCCGAAAGCGCACAUUUGAUCUUCUCUUCCGUGAUUAUUGACGCCGAUUAUCGUCGGCGAUUAUCGACUGCGUGACGUCAUCAGGAGACUCGGCCGUUUUGCGUCUGUGAACGAUUUUUGAUUCUUUUGGACAUUUUCGUCCGUCGGAUCAGCUUCUGUUUUCUUGCCUUUUUUUGUGUGUUAGAGAUCGCAGCUGAGAGGAUUUACAUCACACAGACUGCAUCGUUUCUACAGUAUUCUCUUUGAACAAUAUUUUUAGAUUAAUCAAACUAAGUGUGUUUGGGGAUUUACUCUUUGAUGUUUUCACUCCAAGGCAAAGAAAACUGAACUUUUUUUUUUUUUUUUUUUUUAACCAAAGAAACUUUUGGUCAGUUUGGCUUGAUAUCGCAAAGUGACAUCGCCAGCAUGCUUCAGGUGGACAUGAUCUUCCUGCUGCUCCUCCUCGUCAUCCACAUGUGCGUGCACGGCCAGGACCAGGCUUCCAAAGUGGUGUCGGACCGCUACGCCGUCUUCUGGAACCGCACCAACCCCAAGUUUUACCGAGGGGAUUACCACAUUGACGUCUGCAUAAACGAUUACCUAGACGUGUACUGUCCGCAUUACAUCAGCCCGGUGUCGGACGAGCGGGCAGAACGCUACGUCCUGUACAUGGUGAACUACGAUGGCUACAGCUCCUGUGACCACACCGCCAAGGGAUUCAAACGCUGGGAGUGCAACAGGCCCUUGUCGUCCAACGGACCGCUCAAGUUUUCGGAAAAGUUCCAGCUGUUUACACCAUUCUCAUUGGGCUUUGAGUUUCGUCCUGGCAGAGAGUACUACUACAUCUCUUCCCUCACUGACGCCAAAGGACGAAGGAGCUGCCUUCGACUCAAAGUCUUUGUUCGACCACAAAACAAUUGUGCGCGAAACUCUGGAAACGUACAGGAAGGGCUCGACUUCGACGACAAUAGUCACAACAGUCUAGAACCCAGAGAUGACAUCAGUCACGAGUCGCCCGAACCUUCUCGAAGCGACGUGAACUCCUCCCCUCGGUGCCGCAGUUCCCUCCUCCUGCUUACCACCGCCUUCAUGCUCCUGGCUGCCAUCGUGUCCUCAUAGCGCCUCACGCUGAGGAACGGACUGUCCUGAUCGGACCACAGGCUGCAAAAGGAGCACUUUUUUUUUUUUUUUUAUAGAAUUAAAAAAAUAAUUAAGGACUGACUCUUUCUCUCGGUGAAAGCGGAAAAGGUCCUCGGGGAGUAAUCACGGGUCCUUUUUUGGCGGAUGCUGAAGAGCCACAGCGACGGAUGGAGAGUCUCGUACGACUUAAUUAUUAGACUUGACACACACAUGGGUGUGUUGGCUGCAGGAUUCCUCGACGUUUACAGACAUUUCUUUUUUUUUUUUUGAGUCUUGCGAUAUAAGAGGUCAUCACAUCUCAUGUCGGGAGAUCUGGCAGGAAGUGCUUGCCUCUCAGGUGACAACGGCGUCGGAUUCGGUUGGACUGCCAGGGACCCUCGUUUCGAAUUUAUUGUAACAUUUAAAGAAGCACUCAACGGAUUUAUUGAUGUUGUAUUCUUUUUUUUUUGUACUUCAAGUGUAGCAGCCAACAUGGGUGUACAGCAAGAUACUUCAAUGACACUUUUUCUUGGUGUUUUUUUGGGGCUUUUUUCGGUCGCAGCAACAUGUUUUUAUUUAUUACCUUGUGCUAAAAAGCAAUAAACACACACAUGCACAGUAAUAACACAUUCAAAAACAAUCAUUCAAGAAUGCUUUGUUAGUCGGUGAACGUUUGAAGCUAAAUGUUUUGGUUAUUGUUUAAAAAAAAUAUAUAAUAAAAAAAAAAAGAGAGUUCAGGAAUGAAGAAAAAAAACGAUUCUGAUGUGUUAUCAGGGUAUAGAAAAAUAGCGAAAGAUGUGUUUUAAACGUGUUAUUGAUAAAUGUCACAGUUACAGUUUUGUCCUGCGUUAUUCCUUUUUUUGUUUUUUUGUUGCCAUAAGACAAUUGUUGUAAAUAGCGACGCGUUUCCUGAGAGGAGUUCAGGGAACUUAAAUGAGGUCCACAUGUACAAAGAGUUGAAAGAGCACAACAUGACUUGUAUGGACAAUUGUAUCAAGAGGCACAUUUUUCCUUGAUGAGUGGCUUGAAAACGUCACGUCCUCAAACAAUCUAUUUUAGUAGAAUUUGACGUGUAAGAACAGUGCAAAGGGGGGGGGGGGGUUCA
Messenger RNA from Nerophis ophidion (straightnose pipefish), 2247 nucleotides. It is a transcript of the gene efna5a, whose product is annotated as ephrin-A5a. The transcript has 5 exons. Gene Ontology annotation, molecular function: ephrin receptor binding. Gene Ontology annotation, cellular component: plasma membrane; external side of plasma membrane. The record is from RefSeq and is a predicted model, not a curated record. Gene Ontology annotation, biological process: axon guidance; regulation of cell-cell adhesion; regulation of actin cytoskeleton organization. Lineage: Eukaryota; Metazoa; Chordata; Actinopteri; Syngnathiformes; Syngnathidae. Bases 450 to 1142 code for a protein of 230 amino acids.